This is a messenger RNA of Myripristis murdjan (pinecone soldierfish), 739 nucleotides long. RefSeq names its product MKRN2 opposite strand, tandem duplicate 2 (gene mkrn2os.2). NCBI's taxonomy places the organism in Eukaryota, Metazoa, Chordata, Actinopteri, Holocentriformes, Holocentridae. Bases 68 to 739 code for a protein of 223 amino acids. The record is from RefSeq and is a predicted model, not a curated record. The transcript has 4 exons.
AGGAAGAGAGAGAGAGAGAGGAGACAAACAGGAGGAGAGAGAGAGAGAGAGGAGUCAGGAGGAGGUGAUGGAGGCGCUGGAGGCGGCGUCCAUCAUCCGGCUGCGUCACUGUCAGAAGGAGAUCUUCUGCCUGUCGGUGCCGGAGGCGUGUCCGGGCUGCGGGGAGGAGCUGAGGGCGAGCCGCCUGCAGGAGGCGCCGGUCAGCCUGCCCAACCCCCUCUGCAACGGACACAAGACCUCCUGCUGCCUCCUGCUCGCUCCUGCUGAGGAGAACCACAGCAGGGUCUUCGACGGGACGGCCGACCUGCACACGGGCAUUUCCAACACCAAAGGGGUGGUGUAUAACUACACCCGGGUCGGCGUGCGGCGCGAGCAGAGCGGCUGGGAGCGCUGCGUCAGCGUCCCGCUGGUCCGGCCCGACACCUUCAGCCUGCUGGCCCAGUGGGACCAGUACCUGGACCAGUUCUCUGACGCCCCCAUGUGGGACCCGGCCUGGCACAGGUUCGAUGAGGACAGUAAUAACUGCUUCAGUUUCUGUCUGGCGUUCAUAAACCGUGUUUUGGCGACGGAGGGGCGGAGCCACGUGAGCAGGGAUCAGUUCACGCAGAGCUUCAUCCUGCCGCGCCUCCGGCGGGUGUGGAAGUUCUCGGCGCUGAGCCGCCGCCUCCGGCAGCAGCAGUUCUACAUGGUGGAGCGGGGGGGCGGCGGCGAGGAGGAGGCGGCGCCACCGGGACCCUGA